Molecule: messenger RNA, 1209 nt
Organism: Asterias rubens (European starfish)
Lineage: Eukaryota; Metazoa; Echinodermata; Asteroidea; Forcipulatida; Asteriidae
Product: endoprotease bli-like
Exons: 8
Coding region: 1-1113 (370 amino acids)
Biological process (GO): peptide hormone processing
Cellular component (GO): trans-Golgi network; Golgi membrane
Molecular function (GO): serine-type endopeptidase activity; protein binding
Source: RefSeq, a predicted model, not a curated record
AUGUCCUUCACUUCUGGAAUUGAUGUCCCAAAUCUGACCUGGCGUGAUCUACAGCACAUCGUUGUUCACGGAUCCCACAUUCCCAAUGUGGAAGAGUCUGGCUGGCACAUUAACGGCGCUGGCUUCCACACCAAUGAGAAGUUUGGAUUCGGGAUGCUGGAUGCCGGCAAGAUGGUAGAGCUGGCUCUGACUUGGAGACUAGUCGGACCUCAGCAGACGUACUCGACCACAACGUCAAGAUAUCAUAAAUCAAUCCUUCAAGGAAUGUCCACCGUAGUCUACAUAGAUAUAAAUUGCCCCAUCACCAAACUGGAGCACACCAUCGCGAAAAUCUCCUACCAAGCCCCCCGCCGUGGCGACGUCUCCCUGACGAUCUGGUCCCCGCAGGGCACCCCCUCCGAGCUCCUCUCGACCCGCAAGAAUGACAACACCACUCAGUCAGUGGACGAGUUUCCUUUCAUGUCGCUACGGAACUGGGACGAGAACCCAAACGGGGUGUGGCGCCUGGAGGUAGAGCAUCACCACACCCCACCGGGGGUCCAGUCGCAGGAGGAGGACCUUCCUGAUAUUCCGAGGGGAAGUAGUAAGGUGGCUCGAUUCACCAGCUUCCAGCUGGUGUUGUACGGGACUAAUGAUGAUGCUGACCUGACAACAACUAACGAGGAAAACCCAGCCGUGAACCCUGAUCUUUCAGGACAUAUUGAAGACAACGUGGUCGUUGACCUUUAUAACAAAGAGCAGCUAGAUGAUGAAGAGAUCGUUAUUGACAAGGAUAAUUUAGCCAAAGGAGUAAAAGCACCUCCAAAUACAAAACACAACUUGGACGAUGAGGAUUAUCGCACCAUCAUAGACACCCCUAUGGACUUGAACACAGUCCGAGAGCAACUUGAAGGAAUGAUCUACCAAGACCCCAUGGAAUUCUGUAAAGAUGUACGCCUCGUCUUCACCAACUCAAAAAGCUACACCCCAAACAAAAAAUCUAAGAUCUAUUCCAUGACGUUACGUUUAUCAGCACUCUUCGAGGAGCAAUUCAGACCUAUUCUAAGCGACUACAAAUCAGCUCUAAAGUAUGAGAAGCAAGUCCGUUCAGGACUCAAGAGCCUCGUCCUCUAACAGCGAAGCCUCGUCAUCUCACAGCGAAGAAGACAAGGAGACAGAGAGCCCUACUCGUGCGGGGCCAUCCAGGGUGGGGCCAUCCAGGGCAGGGUC